Ornithorhynchus anatinus (platypus) is the source of this 2305-nucleotide messenger RNA. RefSeq names its product glycerophosphodiester phosphodiesterase domain containing 2 (gene GDPD2). NCBI's taxonomy places the organism in Eukaryota, Metazoa, Chordata, Mammalia, Monotremata, Ornithorhynchidae. Gene Ontology annotation, molecular function: glycerophosphodiester phosphodiesterase activity. Bases 378 to 2087 code for a protein of 569 amino acids. The record is from RefSeq and is a predicted model, not a curated record. Gene Ontology annotation, cellular component: membrane. The transcript has 16 exons. Gene Ontology annotation, biological process: lipid metabolic process.
GCCGCGACGGGGGCCUCCUCGUCGGCUCUUCCCGGGGGUCCCGGCCCCCCUCCCCGAGCUCCCGGAUGGUGUGAGGCCUUCCCUGCCUCCCUCCCACCCCCCUUUUUCCCAGCGCUCGCCUCAGCGCGGGAACAAAAGCCCUGGCAACAGGGCGGGAUUGGCGCGGGAGAGCGGGGAAGGCCACACAAAGAGAUUCCUCAGGCCCGGGGCCUUCCCCGCCGGUCCCCGCCGGUUCCCCGGACCGGCGGCCCGGAGACGGGGGGGGAUCCAGGCCGGGGAAGGGCACCGGGAGGACGGACGGGAGGAGGAGGAGGCCGUGCCACGCCGAAGCCGGAGCCGCCCCGGGGGAGCUGCAGACGGCGCUGCGGGCGUUGAGGAUGGCGGAGGCGUCGGCCUGGCGGUCCGGCUGUGCCCGGGGCCUGUUCUCGCUCUACAGCUGCCGCUGGCGGGGCCACGGGACCCUGGAGACCAGCCAGUGUGACCGCGUGUGGUUAGGCCUGCUGUCGGCCACGUGUCUCCUGGCGGUGGGCUGGCUCUACGUCAGCCUCGUCCUGCUCAACGACCUGCACAACUUCAACGAGUUCCUCUUCCGGAACUGGGGCCACUGGUUGGACUGGUCGUGGGUGCUGAUGCUCGUGGCCUCCCUGCUGGUCGUCUACUCCUCCGUGCUGCUGCUCCUGGCCCUGCUCCUGGUGUUGUGUGGGAAACCGCUCAGGCUCCACUGGCUGCACAAGGGCCUGUUGCUGUUGACCGUGGUGGUGGUGGGCGCCGGCCUGCUCCUGCUCGGGGUCCAGUGGCGGGAAGAGUGGGACAGCCUGCGCCUCUCCCUGCAGGCCACGGCCCCCUUCCUCCACAUCGGCUGCGCGGCGGCGCUGACCCUGCUGGCCUGGCCGGUGGCCGACGCUUACUACGGGACCCCGCGGACAGGGUGUCGGGGGCUGCUGAUCCCGUUCCUGGGUUCGGCCCUGGCGGUCUACCUGCUGCCCCUGGCCAUCUCCUCGCCCUGCAUCAUGGACCCCGCCCUCCUGCCCCCCAAACCCACCCUGGUGGGCCACCGAGGGGCCCCCAUGCUGGCCCCCGAGAACACGCUGAUGUCGUUGCGGAAGACCGCCAAUUGCGGGGCGAGCGUGUUCGAGACGGACGUGAUGGUCAGUUCGGACGGCGUCCCCUUCCUCAUGCACGACGAGAGGCUGGUGAGGACGACCAACGUCGCCCCGGAAUGGGCCAACGAGCACAGCAGUAACCUCUCGUGGAAGGAUCUGCGGACCCUCAACGCCGGCUCCUGGUUCCUGCGGCGUCGGCCUUUCUGGGGGUCCCCGGCCCUGUCGGAGGGGGAGCGCCUGGAGGCCGAGAACCAGUCGGUGCCGGCCCUGGACCAGGCCCUGCGGGUGGCGGCCGACCUCCGCCUGGCCGUCAUGUUCGACCUGCGCCGGCCCCCGGCCCACCACGCCCACCGCCACGACUUCGUCCAGAAGACCCUCGGCGCCGUGCUGGACGCCGGCGUGCCCCAGGACAUGGUGCUCUGGCUUCCGGACGAGGAGCGGGCGGAGGUCCGGCGGCGGGCCCCGGGGCUCCAGCACGUUUAUGGCAGACACGGGACCCCCGGGGCCCUCCCCGGGACCCUCCGCGGGACCCCCAACGGCACCCGCGGACCGCCCCCGCGCCGCCUCAACCUCCCCUACCAGGACCUGCCACGCCUCGACCUGCCGGCUCUGCACCGGGACAACGUGUCGGUGAAUCUGUUCGUAGUGGACGCCCCCUGGCUCUUCUCCCUGCUGUGGUGCUCCGCCGUCGAUUCCGUCACCACCAACGCCUGCCACCGCCUCCGACAGCUGCGGCACCCGCUCUGGCUCAUCAGUCCUAGGACCUACCAGCUGGUCUGGGUGGUGACGGACUGCGUCUCGGCCCUGCUGCUGCUCUGGACCUUCUCUGUCCAGCGGAGACGGGCCAGGAAAAGAGAGCGAUGCGGCCCAGAGUCCACCGUGCUGCUGACGAGGAUCGACAGCUUCGUCUCGUCGGCGACCAGUUCGUCCCCGGGGCCGCCGCCGGCCCCCGCGGAGACCCCCCGGCCCCCCAACGGACCGUGACCCGCGGCCAGAGUCCGGGGGGGGUCUUCGGGUCGAGACGUCGGGGACGUCGGCCGGGGGGAGGGGGCUACUCCUCCCGGGGUCGACCGGCCCGGAGGCGGGGCCGUGGACAGGACGACCCGCAGAGGGAAGCGAUGACCCCGUGACGUCCCCCGACCUCGAUCCCCGCGGUUUCGGUUGCCCUCCAACCGUUUAAUAAAUAGGAUUUUCAAGUCAGA